This is a messenger RNA of Camellia sinensis, 573 nucleotides long. NCBI's taxonomy places the organism in Eukaryota, Viridiplantae, Streptophyta, Magnoliopsida, Ericales, Theaceae. The record is from RefSeq and is a predicted model, not a curated record.
AUGCGGCAGCGUCGGUGGUUAGAGUUGAUUAAAGACUACGAUUUACAGAUCCAUUAUCACCCUGGUAAAGCCAACACGGUUGCAGAUGCUCUUAGUCGGAAAAAUAUGGGAGAUUUGGCUAACCUGGUUACGAAACAAAAGGAAUUGAUAAGUGAAUUGGAUAAAAUGAAUAUGGAGCUUGUGAUACAUGGACAGGAGGUAGUAUUAGCAGCAGUAAUAGCUCAACCGACUUUACUUAAAGAGAUCAAGUUACAUCAAAUGGAGGAUGAUACUCUAAAGAAGGUCACUCCAAUGAAAGGCCACCCAAGGUUCGGAAAAAGGGGUAAGUUGACACCCCGUUGUAUUGGUCCCUUCCAAAUUCUGGAAAGAGUAGGUCCAGUGGCUUAUCGGGUUGCUCUUCCGCCAAUUAUGAGUCAAGUGCAUAACGUGUUUCAUGUCUCCAUGCUUCGCGGAUAUCUUCCAGAUCUGUCCCAUGUCAUUGAUUACCACCAAAUUGAGUUGGAUGACAAGUUAACUUAUGAGGAAAAACCAAUCCGUAUAUUGGACCGGCAAGUGAAACAAUUACGAAAUUGA